AUGGACGACUUGUUCGGCACGCAGGACUCGCAGCACACCGCUGACCCGGCCAGCGACUUCCUCGCACGCGAACGCGAGCUGCUCGGCGCAGACGCUGGCCAGUUCGCUCACCCCACCGACUCGACCUCGCUCGACAAGGACUACGAACAGUCGGCUGCGGCGUUCCCUGACCUCGACGACGCGGGAGACGACGCGCUCGGCAGCUUCACGGGCGCACCCGUCCAGGCGAGUGGUGGAGCGCCCGCUCAGGUCGGGCACCAGGUGUCGGUGACGGGAGACAACGAGUUCGCGGCGUUCGAGCAGGAGUACCCCGAGAUCGAGCUGCCCAGCGAACAGCCUCACGAAAAUGGCAUGAACGGCAUCCCCCCAGCACCCUCUCCUAUCGGCCUUGCCGCUCCCGCUUUCAACCAGUCUGCAUCCGCAACUCCCGCUCCUCAGGACGAGGGCGAGAGCGAGUUCAUCAAGUCAUGGCGAGAGAAGCAGGCGCAGGAGAUCGCGAAGCGGGAAGAAGAGGCGGCGCAGAAGAAGGAGGAGACGAUCGCAAAGGCGCGCAACGCCAUCGACAACUUCUACAAGGAGUACAACGCGAAGAAGGAGAAGGCAAUCGCGCAGAACAAGGAGGACGAGGAGAAGUUCAAGACUGAGCUGUCCGACUCGCUCGCCAAGGGCACGACGUGGGAGCGCAUCUGCACACUGAUCGACCUCCAGGACUCGCGCUCGAAGACGACGACCAAGAGCAAGCAGGACUUGACUCGCUUCAAGGAGUUGUUGCUCAGCCUGAGGCGCGAGGGCGAGACAGCACCGGGUGCAGCAGGCUACUAG
Molecule: messenger RNA, 822 nt
Organism: Rhodotorula toruloides NP11
Lineage: Eukaryota; Fungi; Basidiomycota; Microbotryomycetes; Sporidiobolales; Sporidiobolaceae
Product: clathrin light chain
Exons: 5
Coding region: 1-822 (273 amino acids)
Biological process (GO): clathrin coat assembly; clathrin-dependent endocytosis; intracellular protein transport
Cellular component (GO): clathrin coat of trans-Golgi network vesicle; plasma membrane; clathrin coat of coated pit
Molecular function (GO): structural molecule activity; clathrin heavy chain binding
Source: RefSeq, a predicted model, not a curated record